This is a messenger RNA of Penicillium lagena, 1017 nucleotides long. RefSeq lists its product as uncharacterized. The record is from RefSeq and is a predicted model, not a curated record. Lineage: Eukaryota; Fungi; Ascomycota; Eurotiomycetes; Eurotiales; Aspergillaceae. Gene Ontology annotation, molecular function: rRNA binding; U3 snoRNA binding. Bases 1 to 1017 code for a protein of 338 amino acids. The transcript is spliced from 2 exons. Gene Ontology annotation, cellular component: small-subunit processome; nucleolus. Gene Ontology annotation, biological process: maturation of SSU-rRNA from tricistronic rRNA transcript (SSU-rRNA, 5.8S rRNA, LSU-rRNA).
AUGGAUGAGGGAUCUUCAAGCAGCGAGAAUGAGGAAGACGACCAAAUGACCGAACGCCCGUACAACGAACUGCUGCAGCUGCUGAACACCAACAUCUCCGAGUCCAAAGAACCAGCGCGGAAGAAGAGAAAAGUCACUACCGACCAACAACCAGUGCAAGAGGAAGUACCUGACGAGGAGGAUGACUUGCAAGCGCAGGCACCAUCUGACGACGAAGAGGAUCUCCAAGAGGACGACGGCGAGGGCGACGACAACAGCCCUUUUGAGAGACAUUUCAAUCUCCCUGAUGAAUCUGAGUUGCCCAAGAAGAUCGAGGCGAUUAAAUCGAACAAAUGGAUUUCGGCUAAGAAGGAAUUGCCGGGCGCACUGCGGCUGGUGAAUACGGUCCCUGACACGGGAGAUGCCAAGGAUGUAUCACUACUGGCAGGCAUGAAGAGUACGGCCCAUAUCAAGGCUCGUGCCGCAGAGGCCUUUCCCGCCAUCACCGGCUCUGCGCAGCACCUAGCGCCCUAUGUAUUUGACUAUCAAGACGUCCUGUUCGGGGCGCGUGCAACAUCCGAUGCUGGUGCCCUACAAGACAUUAUGGCCCUCCACGCCGUCAACCAUCUCCUGAAGACCCGUGAUCAGGUGCUCAAGAACAACUCUCGUCUAGCCAAGGACCCAGACACCGACAUCGACUGUCGCGAUCAGGGAUUCACGCGCCCCAAGAUUCUUUACAUCCUACCUACGCGGCAGGCUUGCGUGAGAGUUGUCAACGCCAUCACUCGGAUCUACCAGGCUGAGCAGCAGGAGAACAAAAAGCGUUUCAUGGACACGUUCUCAGCGCCAGAGGACUCGACGUGGGAGCACAAGAGCGACGAUUUCCGAGAGCUUUUUGGCGGCAACAACGACGAUAUGUUCCGGCUAGGAUUGAAGUUCACCCGAAAGACAGUCAAGUACUUUGCCCAGUUCUACAAUUCGGAUAUCAUCCUGGCAAGUCCACUUGGACUACGGACAAUCAUGGAUCAGUCUGAGUAA